AAAGGUUCACUAGUCAAGUAUGAAACUCAUGUGGAUACAUCUUUGGCCAUUGUAAGUUAUCUAGCAUUGCAAGGUGAACCAUUUCGUGGACACGAUGAAUCCACUUCUUCUUUGAACAAGGGGAAUUUUUUGGAGCUACUUGAUUGGGUGAAAGAAAGAAUUCCAGAAGUGAAGGUUGCAUUUGAUGAGCUAUGCCCUAAGAAUGCCCAAAUGACUUCCGGAAAAAUUCAAAAAAUCCUUGUUUCUCAUUGUGCAAAUGCGGUCACCAAAGCAAUCAAAGAAGAGAUGGGUGAUUGUCUUUUCUCCGUUCUUAUUGAUGAGUGCCGUGAUAUAUCGGUGAAAGAACAAAUGGCCGUGGUUAUUAGGUACUUGAGCAAACAAGGAGAGACUAUUGAACGUUUUUUAGGUAUUAAGCAUGUCCCGGACACAACAUCUGCUUCUUUAAAGAAGGCAUUGUUGGAGGUUUUUGCUAAACACGGUCUAGUUGUUGCACGACUACGAGGGCAAGGGUAUGAUGGGGCAUCUAAUAUGAGAGGAGAAUUCAAUGGCCUUCAGAAGUUAAUUCGAGAUGAGAACCCAUAUGCUUUCUAUAUCCAUUGCUUUGCCCACCAACUGCAGUUGGUAGUUGUUGCUGUUUCGAGAUGCUGCAAGGGUGUUGAGGAUUUUUUUGAAUAUGUGACCAUGAUAUCUAAUCUCAGUACGUCAUCUUGCAAGAGGAAGGAUAAAUUGCUUGACAAGCAAAAACAGGUUCUUUUGGAUAAGAUUAGGGGAGGUGAGAUGCCCACAGGAAGAGGCAAAAAUCAAGAAACAUCCUUGGUCAGACCUGGAGAUACAAGAUGGGGCUCUCAUUACACAACCUUAUCUCGCAUUGAAUCAAUGUGGGAUGCAGUCAUAGAAGUUUUGGGCAUUGUUGAGGAUGAUGUGCGUGUUCCAUGUAGAGCAGGAGGUUUGGUUCAUCAAAUGGAGACUUUUAGCUUUGUGUUCAUCCUGAAGAUGAUGCUAAAGAUCCUUCGUAUGACAAAUGAUUUGUCUCUUCUAUUGCAAAAGAAGGAUCAAAAUGUUGUUCAGGUAUGUGAUCGAUCAUGUUAUAUGUAUCUACUCUGCUUGAUAUAUUUUGUUCAUGAAAACAUACAUGCAUCUAAAAUUGUAAUUGUCUCAUUUCAGGCAAUGUCAUUGGUUACGGAUGUGAGAACACGUUUAAUCAAUUGGAGAAAUGAUGGUUGGGAGCCACUCUUGGAAGAUGUCAAAGCCUUUUGCACCAAAAACGACAUUCCAAUACCAAAUAUGGAUGACAUGUUUACAAAGUGGGGAAAAUCAAGAAAAGGUGGACGAAACAAUGUCACAGCUGAUCAUUUUUUUCGUGUGGACACCUUCUAUGCUGCCAUAGACUUCAUCACCACAGAGUUUGAUCAUCGUUUCAAUGAGGUAUCUUCAGAGCUGCUCCAGAACUUCUCUUGUCUUGACCCAAGAAACUCCUUUUCUAGGUUCAAUGUGAAUAAGCUUGCUAGACUCACAGAGAUUUAUUGUGAGGAUUUCUCAGAUUAUGAACGUGAACAUAUAGUUGAUAACCUCGAGCUAUUCAUUAUCCAUAUGAGAAGAAUUGAAGAAUUUAGAGCUUGUCAUAAUAUUGCAAGCCUAGCUAGAAAGAUGGUUGAACUUGAAAGGCAUGUCAUGUUUCCUGCUGUUUAUCGCCUCAUUGAGUUGGCAUUGCUACUACCGGUAGCGACGGCAACAGUUGAAAGAGCCUUCUCAUCAAUGAAAAUCAUCAAGACUGAGUUGCGCAGCAAGAUGUCUGAUGGCUGGCUUAAUGACUUGAUGGUGUGUUACAUUGAGCGAGCGAUCUUCAAAAGUAUUGAUCUUGAUAAAAUUAAGGAAGAUUUUCAGAAGGAAGGUAGGGCACUGCCAUUGCCUGGGUCUUCUACACGCCAUUAAAAGCUUCAUUAUCGGUAUGUUUUAGGUUGUUUCCUAUUGAGACAUGUCUACAUUUCCAUUGUAUUUGGUUAUUCAUUCGUAGUGUGUAUUGUUAGUCAGUGUUGUUACUUGUUAGUGUGUAUUGA
Aegilops tauschii subsp. strangulata is the source of this 2057-nucleotide messenger RNA. RefSeq lists its product as uncharacterized. Gene Ontology annotation, molecular function: protein dimerization activity. Lineage: Eukaryota; Viridiplantae; Streptophyta; Magnoliopsida; Poales; Poaceae. The record is from RefSeq and is a predicted model, not a curated record.